AUGGAUAUAAAUGCUGAAUAUAAAAUUUUAAAUUUGUACGUAACAAGACAAUACAAUGAAUGCUUAAUAUUAUGCAAUACAGCAUUAAAGAACGAAAGUAAUCGCAUGAUAGAGUUUAUUCGAAUGCGUGCUAUGACUGUUCUAGCAAAAAUAGCUGGUAAUGGAUACGAAGAGGUGAACUAUUUCCCACAAUUAAAUGAUUGGGCAACAACCUCGGUAGCGAAAACACCACGACCUGGAACAACAUUUCUAAGAGUGGUCAAAACAGCACAGAGUAUACAUACAGUAACACCCUUAACAGCCACAUUGAUACCUAGAGCUGGUACAGCUCGCAAUCGCACCGCACUCCAAACGGCAUCGCGAGCCUCCCGAGCUGCCACUGCUCUGGCUGGGGGCACUUCUUUUGAUGUCGAUGCGCCAGUUACAUUAAGAUUAAUAGACAGAGAUGACAAGCUAUUCAUCCCAGCAUCGAAAACUCUUUUUGAAUACAUAUAUUAUUGUGAGAGCAACGUGCGUAAGGCCAUGGAUGUGGCGUUUCAAGCAGUAAAAGUAGAUGACACAACCGACUGGUGGUGGAACUUUUCUCUCGCUCGAUGUUACGAAUCUCUAGGAAUGUUUAGAAAUGUAGAGGAAUGCUUACGACAAGCACUCAAACAGAACAAACAUGUAACAAUAUAUUUACGUUUGAUGGCUAUGUAUGUAAGUCUUAAUCAGCCUCUUUCAGCCUUAGAAGUUUGUAAACAAGGUCUCUUAGUAUUUCACGUGAAUACGUCUUUAUUAUUGGAACAAGCCCGUAUACACGAACAUAUGGGCAACCUUGCUGUUGCAGUAAAAUAUUACCGUAUCGUAGCGACUGAAGAUCCUUCUAAUAUCGAGGCGAUCGCAAAUAUCGCUAUGCACAAUUUUUAUAAUGAUCAACCGGAAAUAGCAUUAAGAUAUUACAGGAGGUUGUUAGCAAUUAAUCCUCCAGGCCCUGAGAUAUAUAAUAAUCUCGGUCUCUGCUGUCUUUACUGUAAUCAAUGGGAUCUGACGCUGCCAUGCUUCAGGCAGGCGCUAUAUUUCGCUGCGAAUCCAGAAACAUGUUCUAAUAUUUGGUUUAAUUUAGCUCACGUAGCAUUGUCAACCGGAGAUAUGAAUCUAGCUCGUCGCUGUCUCCUGGCGAGCGUCUCGAUUUCUGAGCACGGACCCGCUCGUCGAGCUCUACGGGCCUUAGACUUGCGAGCACGGAAUACCAUUAAUAUUAAGUGA
Molecule: messenger RNA, 1248 nt
Organism: Nymphalis io (European peacock)
Lineage: Eukaryota; Metazoa; Arthropoda; Insecta; Lepidoptera; Nymphalidae
Gene: BBS8
Product: tetratricopeptide repeat protein 8
Exons: 5
Coding region: 1-1248 (415 amino acids)
Biological process (GO): non-motile cilium assembly
Cellular component (GO): ciliary basal body; BBSome; non-motile cilium
Molecular function (GO): protein binding
Source: RefSeq, a predicted model, not a curated record